Schistocerca serialis cubense is the source of this 5110-nucleotide messenger RNA. RefSeq lists its product as uncharacterized. The coding region runs from base 188 to 718 and encodes 176 amino acids. The record is from RefSeq and is a predicted model, not a curated record. NCBI's taxonomy places the organism in Eukaryota, Metazoa, Arthropoda, Insecta, Orthoptera, Acrididae. The transcript is spliced from 8 exons.
AGGAUCGAGCGUCGUGGGCCGCGCGCCGCUGUCGGCAUCCACGCACGACUCGCUCCGCCGAGACCGAGUCUUUUUCUGUGUUCCAGAGUUUCUGUCGAUUGGUGUCCUGAGUUGUUAUGCGAUGUCCGGAAGCCGGCGCCCACUGGCGUGCUGGAGCAACCUAAGGCUGUGAUGCGGAGCGGACGCCAUGCGGACGACCGUACUGUCUCCCUACUCGGCGCUGCGAGGCCGCGUCUGCAGUAGGCUGCACGCCAGGAGUGCCGCCAUCGCCAGCGCAGUCUACACGCUGAACAUCUCAAUCCUGGUGGUGCUGCUCUAUAGCUGGAGGAUCGGAGCGAACGCCAACCGACACGCCGCUCUUCAGGACGUCUACUACGGCGUGCAGAUCGCCUACCUGACCAUAAUAGGCACGCAGCUCUUCAUGAUCGCUCUCAGCAUACUGCUCCUCGCCGCCAUCUUCAAGGAGAACGCUGGCCUGGUGGUGCCGUGGAUCACCGGCUUCAUCACCUUCAUGGCGCUCGAGGCCAUGGCCAUGGUCUACUCGAACGUCCUCAGGGACCACGUGAACAAGCAGUUUGACGCCCUGUGUAAAAUGGAAGUCGCCUUUUUCACUUCGAGAGCCGCGCUAAACUGCCUGGCGAUCUACGGCGUCAUCCGCUUCUACAACCUGCUGCGCGCCGGCGCCUCGUGGAAGUCACCAGAGUGCGUGGAGCUCUGAUACCAAGCGCCGCCCUGGGAGGACGAUGACCGGCUGUUGGGCGACUCCGUCUGACCAGCGGCGGCGGUCCCAGGGGCGAACUCCGGACACUCGCUGCAGCGCUGCGCUCUGGCGAGGCGCCAACCGGCUACCGGCGGUCCGCACCACACCGCUCUCUCACGGGAGUGCUUAAUUCUGCGAGGCGCCCUGGAAGGACUCCAGAUUGUUGCCGAAUGAGUUCGGCACCCCAGGCGUCCUCGGGGAGACCUCAUCUGGGCCUUCUACGCCGAGCAGCAUACUGCGUGUGGUGCUGGCUGGGUCCAUCACGUCGGUAGUGUCCAUCUGCGGCAGUAGGUGUGUGGCCCUCGGUGAACUGUGAGCUUCGUCACUCCUGCUGGCGAGGAGUAAUUUGUAUAUGAUACUGGCAGGGUCCACAGAGGUCUCCGACAAAAUUUCUGAAUAUUUCCCACAUACCCUCAGAAACAGAGCUAGGCAGGUGGCCUGAUGUAUGUAGUGGCUGAUGCGGGCACAGCCACUCCUUAUAGACAAAUGUCACUCCUCACUGUACAUACGUGGAAUCCUGUGAGAAACUGUACUUUCUUUUUUUUUUUUUUUAACUGGACUUUUCCUGUAAGGUGUGAGAUAAAGUGCGCUGUAUUCAGCGUGUAAUAUUGUUGUUCACGUAACAAGCAGCACAUAUGAUUGGCAGCGGGACUCUCAUUCGUCAGGAGUCCGUCGUUUCACCUUCAUCUUUCAUUCUUUGUAGCCUGUUGUGAUUAACUGUGCUUCCCACCGCACUAUACCAUAUCACAAAACUUAACAUAAAAUGUAAAUUUGUUACAUAGUAGUGCUCUGUCCGAAGUCGUUGGCUACAGAAUGCUUAUUCAUAUUCUCAAGCGUGUUGUCGUAAAAGCCCUUCUCACUAGAGUUGGCGUUGUAGAACAUCGAUUACUAUACUCUGUUUCUUUUUUGUACCCAUGGUGUCUAGCUAGGAAAUAUGUGCCAAAUUAAGUCCCAUCUCAUUUUCAAUAUUUGUCUGAUAUUCUUCUUUGUACUGCGAAUUUUUGCCUUUAUCUUCUGAGAUAAUGUUAUUAUUUUAACUACCUCUACCGCCAUAUAUCAGCAGGGACGUUGUAACGUAAAUAAUGGAGUUAUUCCUUUCGAUACUUAGCUCGACUUUAUCAAUACCAUCACGUUGGACAGGUUGAUACGCACUAUUUUAGGUCAAACGCGUAAUGACUAUUGACUACCAAAAAGAACCAAUAGGUCCUCUUUAUAAAAAUAUGUCCCGACAACGAUGACAGUUUGUUUUCUCAGCUUCCUUCUGAAACAGACGAGUAGCUACACCUCUACCUCUAUCUCACACCUAUAUUCAUCAUCUAAAAUACAGAGGCUGCAUUAAAAAGAACUUGAACAAACAUUGUUUGCGAAUUCGUCCCACUAAAACAGGGAGGUCGCUUCCUGUAAACGUGUAUCCGAAAAGGUCAGUUUUCUUAGCUUUUAAAACAGCACGUGUGUUUUCAAUUAAUUAUUUUUAUUCCUUUCGUAGUUUGUUCAACAGACAUACAUACCCUUACUUAUAGACUGCAUCAGAAAUAACCCAAAGAAAAAUACGGAAAUAAAACAGGUAGUAAUUACAGUGAUGUUGAGCAUACCAAUUACGUAUUACUCUAUUUACUGUGUUUGGUAACGGGCAAGGAAUGGUAAAGGAUUCGAUUGUAGACUCUCAGUGGGACAAAUUUCCCCAUUCGUCUGAUAUGAUUCGGAAAGAUUGUGGUGAACCCAAAUCAGGACAGCUGGAUCAAGUAAUGCCUACAUCAUCUCUACAGGAAUAGUGGGCCCCAUCAUUUUCCCUAGAGAUUAGUGAGUCAGUGAUCAUAAUACAUUCGAAGUGACCUAAAAUAACCGUAUCUUGAACAUAGUUCUAUUUUUAGUUUUAGUUCAAUUAAUUGCAAUCACCAUAAACUAUAUAAUGACACAUAUGGAGGAUAGAAAAAAAUGUCAGCAGAAAAGAAUGAAAUUUGGGAUUAAAAACCUAUUAUUUAUGGGUGAUAUCAUUCAGAAAUUCUACAAAUGUGUUGAAAAUAUAUGUUUCAGUUUGCUGCCCACGCUUCUCAAAGCUACUUCAGAAUGUUCACACACAGUUGUGCUUAAAAUAUUAUCUCGUCCUCUCGUGUUCACAGUAAACAACAGCACAUUAUUUGGUUUCAAUUGUUACCUCAGUGGAAUUCUGCACAAUAUCACGAAAACACAAAAUCUCAUAUAAAAAGAUGGAAAUGACUUCUUCUUUAAGUUCUAUGGAUACUCGAAGGAAUUCAUUAUUACAAUCUUUCAAAGAAACCUCCCAUCGAAAUGGUAUCGAUUCCUUACAUGGGCUGCCAUAGCACUUUGAUAAGAAAUACGAACUGUCUGCCAUGUAAAUCAGUUCUUUCAAGUGUUCUCGCACAUAAAGUGCAGAACACCGAGAGCAGGUAAACAUGUAAGCUAAGGAAAUGUUUCUCCCUAACCAAUCAAUCUGUUUUGCUUCAUAUUUAUCACUAUAUCUCAAACGAUGUGACAAAAUUGUUUUGGAUUCGGAUCAUCCGUAAGACAGAUAAGUUUUAUUGUUUCUCUGAUCACAUCCUCCUACUAAAGUUCAUUCCAGUGGUCCCAGCUUAAGGGUCGCAACAUGAGUGUCAUACUGGAGACCAUCUAAGUACAACUGCACAGACAUAACUAAAGUGAACAGUCGACCAUGCCAUCAACCAUUAUUUAGAAUACAACAAGAUCUUAUUGAGCUGAUUUUUGUCAGUAACAAUACAUAAGAAGUUAUAUCAGUAAUAAGAAGAAUGAAGCAUUUACACGUUCUUGCUUGAGUUUUUCCCAGUGUUUUGAAGUCAGUAAUCGAACCCUACGCUUUGUCCAAGUAUUUUUCUCUUUUCCAUGUAGUCAUUAUUCUAGAGGUUUCUUGAUAUACCUCUUUCGAAUCUAAUUUCAUUUGUAGUGAUGAACUACAAAUCUAUUUAGCAUUAACUGCUUCUUGUGAAACCAACAUAAACGCUCCACAGCAGUCAACAAUUAACAAAAUUAAUUCAAUGAUACAUAAUUAACUCUGGCAAGGAGCUGAUGCAUAGAAUAUCUUUAUAUUUGUUAUUGGAAUUAUUAUUUUUUGCUCACAGAUAAUUUAUAACGGGCCAGUUAACUUCAAAUCAUCUCUUUAUUAUAAUGAUUCACAGAGACCUAACAUAUUUUUGAUAUUUAUUUCAAAUUUUUUGAUUAAGUCAUUGAUUGCAACAAGAGUCUCGCUGCCACUGUGUCUGUGGCUGCUGCUGUGUCUAGGUAUCAUCAACUUAAUGUGUGUUAUGAUUGUAUCUAGUGUUUACGACUACGACACAUGCAUACUUACAGGUCGGAGAAGACAAUGCCACAAUAUGAAAUUUAUCAAUCCAUUCUAUCUCUUAACGAGAAGUCAUUUUUACAAAGUCUUCCCAAGAGAAGGAAAACAAUACAGAAUAAAUAGAAUGACGAUAAUUUCUAAUGUGUAAGAAGUUAGAGAGCAACUGCCUAUAUAUUUUCUACCACAUAUCUUUUGUUAAAAAAGGAAUAUAAUGUUACUUUUACAACACGUUUUAUUUAAGAGGUGCCGUUACUAGUUUUCCCCAGCCGCCUAGGUGUCAUCUCUGGCUGCAGAAAUUAAGUGCUUCCGUUAUUUCUAGUUUACACGAACCACGGAAUUGAAGACCAGUUAUAUUUCAGAAAAGGUUUUAAAUGAUUUGAUGUAAAUAGCAUGCAAGUGAUGAUUGUUAAUACGAUAAUAAACAUAUAUUAUAUAGUAAAUUCCAGGUAUGUGUUGCCUUGAAAGCAUAUUUUCGUCGUAGAUAACCACAUGUGUACAAAUAAUAAGAAUCUAUAAAUAUAUUUCGUACAUUAUUUUUAAAACAUUCAAAUGUAUGCCAAGACUGGACAUUGUAUAAUAUGUACCAAAGCUUAAUGUCUGUAGAACUACUUACAUACAGGUUAGAUAGAUUGUUCCCAAAUACAAUGAAUCUUAGAGUCACAGUGUGCUGAUAUUUUAGUUAAAUACAACUAAGAAGAAAUGUAAAAUUUCUUGUGCCAUGGAAAAAUGUUACCACAUUUAAUCAAAAAUGCCUUUUCUUGUGGGUGAAAUGCUGUUUAUAUCUACAUUAAAAAAGUUUUCAAAAUAAUCUUAGAAUCCCAUACUGGAGAAUAGGAUAUUUUAUCUCUGUGACCAGAGAUUCUAAAUAUUUGGGACCUAACAUAUCUAGCGAGAGAUGUAAUUCGUGAGAUAUUGUUGUUUACAUUUAUAUGUCUGUGUUAGUGCCUGUACUUGCUUAGACAUGAAAGGGUUAAAGAUUCGCAGUGUAUUUUACACAGAGUUAAAAGUCGCAAGGUGAAUAUUGUAAUAAAAGUUAU